ACUCCACGCGCGCGCCAUCUCCAGUUCAAAGUUUGUCUGUGUGUUCGAUUCCAGGGCGGCAGCACGGUGCAGGAAGGAAGGAGAGAGGAAGCACUAAGGAAGGAGGAAGCAGGAAGGAAGGAAGGAGGUUCCGGCGGGACAGAGCCCGUCAAGGAGACGUGUUGGCGGGAUGAGACGGCGUCGCGCGCUGACAGUUUGGCGCGCACACUGCGGACGUGCGAGGAGACUGCUGUAGCGGAAUGUUGACGCGUUUCUCGAAUGCUCUGUCUUUGUCUCAUUGAUCCCAGUGGACCGGGACCCCGCCCGGAUCAGCAGCUCGCGUGAAAGCAGGUUCGAGGCGCCGGUGGCGCCAGCCUGCUGCUCGCGCAGGACCGGACGGGACCGGACCCGGAGCACGUCCGUGGUCCUCAUUGGAUUGUAAAUGGAGACCCCCCCUCCAUCCUGAAAGACGGACUCUCUCGGACUGAGGACGCCCCCCACCCACCUGCAGCCUCGUGCCUCCCGGGAAUUGUGAUAAAUUCCCUCGCGACGUUUCCUGGAUCAGGAAGCUGCUCAUCGAUGACGGCCACUGAUGGACAGCUGGACGAGCCAAUGAGGACCUUCUGUCACUCGUAGCCCCACCCACACGGGGGUUGCUCGCUGUCCUGUCAGAAGAGGACCGCCUUCCCUCUGAAUUUUUCAGUGGCGUCAUCAUCAUGGAGGCGUCGUCGCCGCUCCUCCCCCUGGUCUUUGUGGUGGCAUCCUGGCUCCUCCCCCUGUGCUCGGCGUCCAUGUUGUGUCCCAAACGCUGCACGUGUCAGAACCUGCUGCCCUCCUACACGGUGCUGUGCGCCAAGACGGGCCUGCUCUUCGUCCCGCCAAACAUCGACCGCCAGACGGCCGAGCUGCGUCUCAUGGACAAUUUCAUCACCACGCUGAGACACCGCGACUUUGCCAACAUGUCCAGCCUGAUUCAUCUGACGCUGAGCAGGAACACCAUCAGUCAGAUCCGACCUUUCACCUUCGCCGACCUCCAGGACCUCCACGCCCUCCACCUCGACUCCAACCGCCUGACCACGCUGGACGACGCUCACUUCCAGGGCCUGGUCAACCUGAGGCACCUGAUCCUGGCCAACAACCAACUCCACAGUAUCUCCCAUGGAGCAUUCCAGGACUUCCUGGAGACCCUGGAGGACUUGGACCUGAGCUACAACAACCUUGUGGAGGUUCCGUGGGAGACCAUCUCCCUGCUGGUCAGCGUCAACACGCUCAGUCUGGACCACAACUUGAUCGAGAGCGUUCCCGAGGGAAUCUUCUCCAACUUGCACAAGCUGGCCAGACUGGACAUGACGUCCAACAAGCUGAAGAAGAUUCCACCUGACCCGCUCUUCCUGCGCAUUCCCGUCUACGCCAAGAUGAAGGGCUCGCCGCUCAGCGCACUGGUGCUGAGCUUUGGCGGGAACCCGCUGCACUGCAACUGCGAACUGGUGUGGCUGCGCCGACUGACCCGAGAGGACGACUUGGAGACAUGCGCCUCGCCCAAAGACCUGGCCGGGAAAUACUUCUGGACCAUCCGUGAGGAGGAGUUUGUGUGCGAACCGCCGAUGAUCACUCGCCACACGUCUAAGAUGUUCGUGAUGGAAGGCCAGGAGGUCAGUCUGCGCUGUAAGUCCAUCGGCGACCCGGAACCUUCCACACACUGGGUCAGCCCCGACGGGAAGCUGAUGGGCAACACUUCCAGAACCGUCUGCUACGAGAACGGCUCUCUGGACAUCCUCAAGGCCUCCGUCAAGGAUUCCGGAAAGUUCACCUGCAUUGCGUCCAACGCCGCCGGCGAGGCCACGGCGCCGGUGGAGUUAGUGGUCAACCCGUCGCCGCACUUCGACUCCAAACUGGAGGCCGACCCCGGGCCCUCGGACGUGCCCACGUCCAUCAAGUCCAACAUCAGCGGCGGACAGGCGCGCUCCGACCAUCAGCGGGUCACCGUCUCUGACCUCACAUCCAGCACUGCCCUCAUCAGGUGGCCCCCACAGAACCACAUUCCAGGUGUGCGCACGUACCAGAUCCAGUACAACAGCUCGACCGACGACAUCCUGAUCUACAGGAUGAUCCCAGCCAAUCACAAGUACUUCCUGCUGAGCGACCUGGCGUCCUCUCGCGACUACGAGCUAUGCGUUCUGGCUGUCUACGACGACGGAGUCACAGCGUUGACGGGAACCAAGCUGGUAGGCUGUGUCGCCUUCGCCACCGAGCCCGAGUACGGCCGCUGUCACUCCAUUCGGGACCAGUUCCUGGGGGGCACCAUGAUCAUCAUCAUCGGGGGCAUCAUCGUGGCAUCCGUCCUCGUCUUCAUCUUCAUCCUCCUGAUGAAGUACAAGCUACACAGUAACCACUACAAGCACAAGAACGCCGCUCGCCACGCCAACGUGUGCUCCCAGACCAAUGGAGGAGGAGGAGGAGGCGGAGCCAGCGUCCUGGCUGUCCAUCCCGCCUCCUCCACUGCGGGCCAAGGUGACAAAGAGGGGCGGGGCGUCUGCGUCGCCACGUUUUUCCUUCAACGUCUCCUAACGUGCCUGCCAUCACCUUGUCAUCUCGCAGGUGCUAAAAAAUGCAGCCAAUCGAUGACGGCGGCGGAUGGGCCGGCUGCUUCCCGCCGAGGAACGACUGUUGUGGAUUUAGAUCCCGCCCACGAUGACGACGCUGUGUCGCAAUAACACACAACUAACUGUCAGUCAAACCCACAAACCAAUACUCCACCUUCCCUCCCCCCUUUUUGAUUUGCUGCUGGCGCCCGGAGCCGAGCUGGGCGGGGCGGCGAGGAGCGGCGCCCCUCAUUGGUGCCUUCCCGGGUCACACGGUCACACGUGCCUCCAGUGAGCUCCAGAGUAAAGUGGACUAGAACCGAAGGAGGCCGGCCCAGUACCGCGAAGGACCCCUUUUGACUCGGCUCGGCUCCUUGGCUAGCGCAAACAACGCCAAAGGAUUCUUAGACUUUUCGUUCCGCUAUUGGGAGGAGGACACCGUGAGACGUGAACUUUUGUGGCAACUUCAUCAAGACGUGGUCUUCAUCGAGAUAUAUUCCUGUGUGGACGUACAAAAAGAACCUUGGCAGCUCCGAACGAGGAGCGAUGAUGUUAGUUAAAAUAUGGCUGCCCGUUGAAGGAAGAUGCCCCGCCCCCUCACUGUUGGCCUCGUCGUCUGUGUUGGUAUGUGCCCCCACCCCACCCACCACCGUCUUCUUCGUUGGUUUGAUACUCUUCAGUUUCAAACAUCACUUGAUGCUUUGAUAGGAACAAUGGUGUGGAUUUCUAAUGAAAUAAAAAGUAUUUUUAUUGGAAAACCUCCUCAGUCGUCGUUUAGUUUGGUGGUCUUCACGUUGGCGGGCAAGACCUUGGCUUCUCGGAGGUGAAAGAGGCGGUAGAAGCCGUUUCUGAUUUCGGCGGUGCGGACGCCGUAGAUGACGGGGUUGGCAGCAGCGGGGAAGAGGAUGUAGAGGAGGCCCAUGGCGGUGUUGGCGUCGGUGGGGAUGUUGAUGUUGAGGUUGUGCGACAGGAAAGUGACGCUGCCCACCAGGUAGAAGCACAUCAUGACAAUCAGGUGAGUGGCGCAUGUGUGGAAGGCCUUCCAGCGGUCCUCACCGGCCGCCCGCAGCACGGCGCUCAGGAUCUUCAUGUAGGAGAAGAAGAUGAGCGGGAUGUCCACGCCCACGAAGCACACGAUAACGGCCAGGCCCGCCGCCCGGCUGUGCUGCGUGUCGCCGCAGGCCAGGCUGACCAGGGCCAUGUGGUCACAGUAGCAAUGCAGGAUGACGUUGGAAGCGCAGAAGCGCAGCGAGCCCGCCAGGCCCACCAGUGUCGCCAUGACGGUGCCGCUGCGCACCAACGUGAAGAGCAGCAGCUUGAUGAACACCGAGGAGUUGGCCAGCUCGUUGUAGCGCAGCGGCUGGCAGAUGGCCACGUAGCGGUCCAGCGACAUGGCCAGCAGCAAGGUGGACUCCACUGACGACAGGAAGUGGGUGACGAACAUCUGCGCCAAGCAGCCGGCCAGUGAGAUGCUGUUCCAGUCCAGCAUCAGGCCCAGCAGGGUGCUGGGAACAAUGGCGCUGACCGCUGCCAGGUCCACUGCGCACAGCAUGCAGAUCAGCAGGUACAUGGGGCUGUGCAGGCGCUCCACGCUGCAGAUGACGUACACCAGCAGCGCAUUGCUCAGCAGCGCCGACACAUAGGCGGCGGCCAGUGGCGGCGCCACCAGCCAGCGAUGCUCGUGCAGCUCGGGGAAGCCCCGGAAAAUGAAGGCAUUGUGCGACGAGUUCUUCUCCCUCGGCGGCAACAUGGCACUCGACACCUCUGAAACACACGUGCACGGAUCACGUGUUAACCAGCUAGCACGCUGCUGUUGUGACCGGUAAAAAUGUGCAUGUCGUCCUACCUGUUGUCUGUUGGCACCAAUCGUUCACAGCAGGACGCGCCGCGUCUUGUUUUGUCUUAUACCCGACCAUGAAAUGUCCCGCGGGAAACUGUUACCGAAUGCAGCAGCACUUUGAUUGGUCACAGAACCCAAAUUAAACUCCAGGGUCUCAUCACGGAGAAGGGAAAUCGUCCUAACGAGGAGCAAUCACGCUGUUCACAAAUGACGCUUUAGCUCCACUCGUCUUUUUCAGUUAGCUUGUGCGCUAGCCUAAAUAUGUCCUUCUUAUUUUACAAAAAAAUGUGUAUUUUUGUGAAAUGAAACGUGUCGUCAGAAGUUCAGAUGAAGGCGUCGUUGCUCCUCCACGCUAAUUAGCGCCGCUCUCGCUUCCUGUGAGGACACACUGUUAAUUAUCUGCUUAACGAGUCCUUUCUUCUACAGACUGAGGUCGUAUUAAUGACGUUUUAUUUUUUUAAUCCCGUGCUAAUGCUACACUGUUGCACAUGUUCAACAAACAACAACAUACAAGCUAAUGAGUGAACGUGGGAGCUGACGAGGAGGAGGGUGUUGAUCUUCUGGAACACGAAGAAAGACCUGAGUUUAAUUAAAGCACCAAGGAUCGCGUGGUGGCAUCUCUGUAUGGUGUUUUGUCCGGGUACUCCGGUUAACUGGCAACUCUUAAAUUGUCCAAAGGUGUGAAUGUGUGUGUGGCAGGUUGUUUGUCUUUAUGUGCCUUGCGAUUGGCCGUCCAGGCCUCUCGCCCAAAGUCAGCUGGGAUUGACUCCAGCAUACCCCCACGACCCUAGUGAAAAGGGGAAUACGGUGUCUAAUAUGACAGGAUUUAUUUGUGAUGUCUGAAUGCAAAUCGGUUGAUAUCGGUUUCGAUGAAGCUCUGGACGAUAUCGGUGAGAAAGCCAAUAUCACGCAUCUCUAAUUGUCGUCAGUCUUAUGGGUAUUCUGUAGACCAGUGGUUCUCAUCUGGUGGGUUGGGACCCAAAAGUGGGUCCUGGAACCGUUUUCAGUGGGUCUCGGAUCUUUUCCUGGGAAUGGAAAUGACCCAAUGUCUGUGAAGGCACCUCAUGUUCUUGUCGGCACUAUCCGCGAGGUGCGCUCCAUGUUUCUGAGCGACUGUCAAGCUUGAGUGGAAGAGGAAGAGGAGUGGAGACUGCUGCGGAUAUCUGCUAGAGAAGAGCGCGCCAUAAAGAGGCUGCAGCUCAUGCCCUCUGUUACCUUGAAGGAGGUUGGAUGCAGGGUCUGAUGCGGGGGGUGGUUUAUGGAUGGAUGCUGAAGUACGGGGGACACAAUCGAUUCAUAAAAAUGAAACACGAACUGACGAAAGACACAAGCUCCUAAGACGGCAGAGCCGUGAGCCUUGAUGUACGACUUGCUUGCCGCUAUUUCAACUGCGUUGCUAAUCCAAACAGCAGCACCUAGCGAGCCAUAACACAGCAAAGAAGGCAUUGUUUGUGAUUACCUGGCGGGAUCGUCUUUCACUUUCUUUCACUACAUUCUACUUUCUGUUGUUGGUGUCCACACAUACAAACACACACACACAAACUCACCGUAUCGUGGUUUCAUCAAGGUCCUUGAAGGCCACCACAACAGCAAAACCUUACAAACGAGGCUUUAAGUAUGACAUGUUGUUAGCCUCUGCUUUGCUGUUGCACAACAAAAAACCCCACAUCAUUAGUGAACUCCCUGGGGUCAAAGGUCACUCAUUGGUGUCAACAUGUUUGUCCGUGGCUUUAGCCGCGUGAGACCCGUCGCCUUAAUGGCGUCCCCCGGGACACGCUCGUUAGCGCUUCAUCACUCCAAACGGAGAAACAAACACUUUAAAUUGGUUCAUGAUCAUCUCAAAGUAACUUCACUUCAAUAAAACACCACAUUGUACUACAAAAUGUUACAUUUCAUUUGACAGAGUCAGCUUGUUACAUUUAAACACUUGGAAACUAACUAACGGACAAAAGCAGUACAUUUUUUUUUUUCAUUGUUGUCUUAAUGUGUGAGUCUUUUCAUUCAUUUUCAGGGUUGCAGGGAAGCUGGAGCUGGAAAAGUGCACUGAUUUUGGAAUCAUCCACAAUCCUUAUGUGAGACUUAUGUGUCAUCCUUAUGUGUAACUCCAAAAACCGCCACCAAUGCUCCGUUUAAUGUGACCUGCAUAUUAACCAAGCUACAGCUUAUUAUUAUUAUUAACAUUGUUAUGCCAAAGAACUACUUUACUGGUGUAGUGACACCACACCUUAACACCUGUUCACCUUAACAACAAACUGGACUGGUCCGUCAACACCCACGCCCUCUACAAGAAGGGCCAGAGUCGCCUCCACCUGCUGAGGAGACUGAGGUCCUUUGGUGUGUGCAGGACUCUCUUACAGACCUUUUAUGACUCUGUGGACUCCGUGGAGGAAGGGGGGAGAGAAGGAUGUUGGCUAAGCUGACAUCCAUCAUGGACAACACCUCUCACCCCCUACACGACACUGUGGUUUCCCUGGGCAGCUCCUUCAGCAGCAGACUGUUACACCCACGUUGUAAGAAGCAAAGGUUCCGCAGGUCCUUCAUACCGACCGCUGUCAGGCUCUACAACACCUGUACCACCUGAACCAUGUCAUAGUCACUAUGUCACUAUGCAUUCUUUACUUGCGUAUCUUGCUUGCUGCUGUAACAAGUGAAUUUCCCUGCUGUGGGAUAAAUAAAGUACAAUACAUUACAAUACACCACACCGGCUUGCUACUAGCCAACUAGCGACUAGGUUCACCACACACUUGCUCACAAUGCCCCAGGCCACUGCCGAAAGGUCACGCUACAUAUUGGAGCUGCCGCCACUGCUGCUGUGUUUUUGUUUAUGGAAAAGUUCACGCUAGGUGUAGCGUUCCUUUCUAUGUGAAAUCAACGCACCCAGGAAGGAAGUUCCACUAAUGCUUAAAAUCACCAAAAAUACUUUACAUGUUAUCAUGAAUGUGCCUGUUACUACAUGGUUCCAACUACAAAAUGUUGUUGGUGUUUUAAUAGUGGGCCCAUUACAUGCAUGAAUUGGGGGGACAGAGCCAAUUCAUGACAGAGCCCUCUCUGUUGCAGCCCCCUCCCUCUGGAACUCACUUCCGCCGCACAUCCAUGACACUGCUGACCUUACCACUUUCAAGACUAACUUAAAAACACACUUGUUCUGCGCCGCUUUUAAUAGACAGACUCUUUAAAACGUACAUGUUAAGUAAUACGUCACAUUGCAAUCUUUUAAUCUUGUCUUUUGUAUGCAAUUGUAACUAUUUCUCCUGAACUUUGCUCUUUGGUUUU
Molecule: messenger RNA, 7674 nt
Organism: Dunckerocampus dactyliophorus (ringed pipefish)
Lineage: Eukaryota; Metazoa; Chordata; Actinopteri; Syngnathiformes; Syngnathidae
Exons: 11
Coding region: 696-2693 (665 amino acids)
Molecular function (GO): protein binding
Source: RefSeq, a predicted model, not a curated record